This is a messenger RNA of Fundulus heteroclitus (mummichog), 5455 nucleotides long. RefSeq names its product lin-7 homolog C (C. elegans) (gene lin7c). Lineage: Eukaryota; Metazoa; Chordata; Actinopteri; Cyprinodontiformes; Fundulidae. Gene Ontology annotation, molecular function: L27 domain binding. Gene Ontology annotation, cellular component: cell-cell junction; basolateral plasma membrane; synapse. Gene Ontology annotation, biological process: neurotransmitter secretion; maintenance of epithelial cell apical/basal polarity; protein localization to basolateral plasma membrane. The record is from RefSeq and is a predicted model, not a curated record. The coding region runs from base 173 to 787 and encodes 204 amino acids. The transcript is spliced from 5 exons.
CUGAACGCACCACAUCACUGGCAGCUAGCCUAGCCGUGCUAACUUAGCUAAUCUGAUUUACCGUCUCAGUUAAGCGCACGAAACGUUUGUCAGGAUUACCAAAUUUAGUUUUCCUUAAACUCUCCCCAAAGCGUCAUAUCACCCCAAGACCGUCCAACCUCUGUUUUGGAGAAUGGCAUCUCUUGGUGAGCCUGUGCGAUUGGAAAGAGGUUUGGCAGAUAUCAACCGUGCCAUCGAGCUGCUGGACAAGCUGCAGAGAACCGGGGAGGUUCCUCCUCAGAAGCUGCAGGCGCUGCAGAGGGUCUUGCAGAGUGAAUUCUGCAACGCUGUCAGAGAAGUUUAUGAACAUGUGUAUGAAACUGUGGACAUCAAUAGCAGUCCUGAGGUCAGAGCCAACGCCACAGCGAAGGCCACCGUGGCAGCUUUUGCAGCAAGCGAGGGACACUCACAUCCGCGUGUGGUGGAACUGCCCAAGACGGAAGAAGGCCUGGGAUUUAACAUAAUGGGCGGAAAGGAGCAAAACUCGCCGAUUUACAUCUCGCGGAUCAUCCCAGGAGGCAUCGCCGACCGUCACGGAGGCCUUAAAAGAGGCGACCAGCUUCUCUCUGUGAACGGGGUGAGCGUGGAGGGGGAGCACCACGAGAAAGCCGUGGAACUCCUGAAAGCCGCUCAGGGCACAGUGAAGCUGGUUGUAAGGUACACGCCCAAAGUCCUUGACGAGAUGGAGUUACGGUUUGAGAAAAUGAGGUCGGCAAAGCGCCGGCAACAGAACAACUAUCCUCAGUAGGAUUCUUCCAGCUUCCUGCUCGGCUCCCGUGGGUCUCCUCGUCUAGUUAUUUUGGUUAUCUGCUCUAGUCUCUCUUUUUAUCCACUUAUUCCACCACUUCACUCCUUCCACACAUGCAAACUAAAACAAAAAUGGACAAAUUUUAGUUAUUUCUAACACGUGCUGUACAUAGUGCUUCGAAGCUCCUCUGUAGCAUUUUACUAUUCACCACUGUUACUGUACUUGACACUAAAACUCUAGAUACACUAGAAUGAUUAUGAUUGUCUGUGACUUGACAACUUGAAUGCAGAGUUGUUGUUUUGAGGUAAACUGUGCGACUCCUUUUUACCAGAAGAGGUUUUUAUUUGUUUUAUCACAGCCACUAUUAAGUGCCUCAGGGCAAACGUGUUUAUGUCAUGUGCUGUGGAAACUUUGUUUUAUUUUAACAUUUUAAAGACAAGAACUGGUGAUUAAAUGUUUGUGGCAGGAAAUACAACAACAUAGUAUGUUUUCUUUCUUUUUUUAUCAUAUUAAAAAUACUUUGUGAGCAAUCUUUAAAUGAUAGAUUUUAGAUUAAUGUCAUCAUAAAGACAUGACAGCAAUAGAAAAGCUUGGGAGUUGAGAUAGAAAUGGAAUAGAGAUUACCUUUAUUGCCCCUCAGUGGGGAAAUUCAAAAUGGUUUCGUUAAAAAAAAAAAAGAUACUGUAAGAUCGCUGUAAUGUCAAGGCUCAAGCUUUAGUUUUUCUUUCUUUUUUUUUUUCUUUUUUUUUUUUUAACAACUGUACUGCACGGUAACAAGCCCAGCAGGGAUUUAAUGGAGUCUCAGCAAGACUAGAACUGAGCCGGCGCCACCACUGAGCCUCACAGCAGAACAUUUCUCAGAGUUUGGCUCCGACAGAGGGACAAACUCUGCAGUCGGCCUGAACCGAGACAUAACCCGUUCAGUUUCCACUCAUAUCAUUAUUAAUGUACGCCCGUCAUACAUAUGAACCUCACAGUUUGUCACUAACAAUGAGUUUCUCUAUGUUGUUCAUCUUCAGUGAGUUUGGUUUCUAAAAUCUCAAAAAUAUACAGCAUUUUGGUGUUUUUUUUUUUUUUUGUUUUUUUUUUGUUGCUUUUUUUGUUUUAAAUGUGGAUCGCCUGGCUGUUUUCACUCUUCUCGUCCUAGUUUUAGCUUCUAGAGAUUUCAUAACUACCUACUAGGAACCACCUCCUGACUGCGUUUGCUAGAAAGCAGUCCCACAGCAUGAUACUACCACCACUAUGCUUCACACCUCAUUAAGCUCCCCAUACGGCUGAUGUUUGUAUUAGUAUAAAAUGUUCUAACACGCGGCAUUUUCAUUGUCUGUUGUGAUCAGCUGCAAAUGUUGCAGGAGUUUAAAGGUGCUUAAAUAUGAUGGUAGAGGUUCCUUUAUUUGGCGGCAGUCUGACGUAAAACUGUAGACGGCGACAGCGGUGCUCCAGCAGCUUCAAGUUUAGAGCAGACCUGUUAUUUGGUGGUUUCUUCCAGUUUAAGCUAUUUCUCUGAUGACCAAGUAGCAAGCCUUAAAGUGGUAUGUAUGUACAGUAUAAUGAAUGUAGAGGUUUGUUCGCUUUCUUGGAUCUGCUUUCGGACUUUCCCUAGUUUUUCAGGGUUCUUUGAUUCAGUGACGGCAGAAACAGCACAGAAAGUUGGGAGAUUUUCUACUAACAUUUGUUUGAGGCUUUGAUUAUCAGUGAAGUGAUCGUCGAAGUAGCAAUACAGAUAUAUUUGAUCCUGUGUUUAUUUUAGAAAGCCUGUUGGAAAUUCGAUUGUUCACAACCAAAAACACUUAUUGCAGUAUUUCUUUGCUACGUUUUGAAGCAAAAAAAAAGCGGAUUUUAACCCAACGUUUUAAAUAAGAAAAAAAAAAAAGCGUUCAGGCAGAUUCUCUGCAAUUUUCCCAUUGCUUUUAAUGCAAAAGUGAACAUUUUAAUUUCACAUUGACUUCAUUUUGCCUUUUUUUUCCCCCCAAUAGUUGAUUAAAUUAUAAAUCAUUAAAGGGUUGACAAACAAAAACAGAAGAAACUUGAAGUAGUUGCAGCAGUAAAUAAUGUAAUCAAUAAUGUUCUUAAAACUGUCUUGGCCUUGUUUCUCUCUUGCAUGAAUGUUAUUUCCAAAUAACAUAUGUUCUCAAAUGUUUCUUUUCACACAUUAAGGUCCAAAAUGUCACUAAUCUCAUACAAUGAGCACUCCAUUUACAGCUACAUCACUGCAUGUAAACUAAUACUUUGUAUUCCUGAAGUCUUUGCAUUCUUCAAUCCUGUAUAUGAUGAAAUGUUUUAUGUUGGGAAUUAUUUGAAUUAGUAAAAUCUCUUCUGAGUAACUAGAACAGCAUAAGUGAGAUUAGCAGUUUCUUAAAUAUUCCAGUGAAGGAAAAUAAAAGUUAAUUUUAAGAUUAAAACUGUCUUAAAAACUCAACAUAAACCAGAUCAGAUUUAUUAGCAGAGAUUUUUUUCUUCUAUAUUUCUAAGGUACGUUUUAGUCGUCCAAGCCAUACAGUUGUCUCAGGAUCGAUAGGCUGCAUCUCUGGGACACUAGAGCAACACUAGGAGCUCGGAUUAAUCUCAAUGAAGGAAACAGACGAUUAAGUGGCUUUAACAGCUCGUUAGGAGAUAAUGACUUUUAAUAACAAAGUAGUGCUAAGGUUUCGUUUUAUUCAAAAUGAACAUAGAUCUAGUUAAAUUAACCUCUAAUUUUUAGCAUGUUCUCUCAUGACAGACAUAAAGCCAAUGUAAAUAGUCAUAGUUUUUCUGAGUGGUGGGUGCAUGAAAUUUGAUCAUUGAAUGUACAGUUUGGUGUUAUAUUUUUGUGGUCUUUACUAAACCAGGUGUUAAAUAGGACAGCUCCCGCUAAAACAGUCCACUAGUAGUUUCUGAAUCGACUAAUAAAAGUGUUAUUUGGCACAUUUUGGGUACCGAUUAUACAUAGUAUUCUGAUAUAGUGACAGGUACUCAUAAAGGGGGUGUUAACAUUUAACAAAUUGCAUAAAUGAUACAUUUUGCACACAGUGCCAUUUUAUGUAAUGGCUACGCUCUUAGAUUUCACAACAUUUGUGGAGGGGGGAAAAAGCCUAAUCGCUGGGCAAAAUGUAAAAAAAAAAAAAAUGGAACUGGCUAAAUGUAAAUCAAUUAUCUAUGCAAAUUCAUUUUACAAACUUUGGAAAUAAAACCUACUGGUGCAAAACAAGCAAACAACAUUGAAAGAAUGAAAAAAUGAAACAUGACAGGUGUACUGUGACACAAUGGGAGUUACACAGCUUUACUACAUCAUUACUAAACUGAUCCGCAGCUGAAUUUACACUUAAAAUCUGAAACGUAAAGUCUAAUUGGAGAUGGUUAAAGUCCAGAGCAGGUAGUUUUCUACUAAGCGAUAUUUAGCAGGGUGUGGUAAAGAUGUAGUCAGAAAGGAGUCUGCUGAUGUAACUUGCCGUCCAGACUGAUCUGAUAUAACUUCAUUUUUUGGGCUGCAAGUAGAAAAUAAGUACAAAAAAAUAACUUUUAAAUGGGUACAACUUUAUAAUAAGACAGUCCUUAUAAAAUAGUUCUAUAUACUGUAGUUAUUAUUUAUGACUUUAUAAAUAAUACGCUGGUAUUUCAAACAAUGUAGUUUCACUGUUGGGUUAGGAAACAGAUCCUUUUACCUUGAUUCGCCCACUAACUAAUUUCCUAUGACUGCUUUAUAAUGGUUUAUAAGUGAUUUACAAUUUAUUUAUAACGACAUUAUUUACUAUUAAUCAUUCAUGAGUUUUAUUAUAAGGUAGUAUCCAUGAAUUGGUGGAAAUAUUGGAAGUUAAUAUUUUAAAUGUUUUCAUAUUACUUAGAACAUUUUGGGUUUUUUUUGUUUGUUUUUUUCUAAGUUAUAAAUGACAAAUCUUUAAAGCUAAAUAGAAGAUUGCAUAUAAUUCUCGUUUCAAAGAGUGGCUAUAAAGACAUCGGUUUGUAGCUUAUUUGAAGUUUGCUUUUGGGUCGAGUGUAAAUAAAAGUCUUAAAGUAGAACAAACUUUGCUCCUUAAUUCUGUUAAGUCCAGCAGUAGCUCGUAGUUUAAUCCUCACACACAUUCAUGUUUAUAUCGGAGAAGUAAACAUAAAGAGACUUGGUGUUGACACUGCAUAGUCACAGUUCCUCUGAAUGUCUGUGCCCGUUGUCUGAGUUCAACUUUUUACAGGUUUUCCUUGUCUGUAAAUCUGAAACGUCAAUAGAAUAUUUUUUUAUAAUGGUUUUCUUUUGAUAUUUUUUCUCAAUUUUUAUAAGCGGUUUUCCUAAAAAAAAAAAUACAAAUGAUGCCAGGGAUUGGUACUUCCAUUUUGACUUUAUACCAGGGCAAUAUCAGCUCAGCCCUUCCAGAAGGAAGCUCUGAAUCACAAAUGAGAUAUAUGGUCCAAUAUUGGUGCUUCUUUUCUGAGCACUGGAAUAACUGUUCUUUUCUUUGUAAAAAAAAAAAACAACAACAAACACAGAACAUUUGUUCAAAUUGUUGGUCAUGUUUUAGGAUCUCUUGGUCAGUUCUGAUUUAAUAAUCAGUAGAUGGUGUUGUGUUCUUUUGUGUUGUCUGGUUUUGUUUUAUUUACUGUGUUAUAUUGAUGUGAAAUGUAAAUGUUGUGAUGUAGAACAUGAACAUAGUUGUAUCAGAAAGUCCAAUAAAUUGUGAUUACAUUUCUGAAAUUUAA